GAACAUUACUGUUUAUCUGUACUUAAGUGCAAUGCAUUAUUUUGAAGAAACAGUAGAUUAUUUUGAAGAAAUGUUGCAUUGUUUGUUUGAAGAAAUGUUGCAAGGAACAUGCGUUACUUUUUUUUUUAAAGAACAUUGCUUUUUGCAUGUUCUAUUUUGUGUGGAUUCAGCUGUUUAUUGAAGCUUAAUUGAUUUAGGCUUGAUUUAGACAUAGGAAUGUUUGAAUAAUGUCUUCUGAAACUCUUAACAACAUUAAGGGGCUGUUCACACCGAAUGGGUUUUGCAUUCCACUGUUAUGCAUUUCUAUUGUUUUUGUAUGCAAACAUACACUAGACGGAAGCCUUUGACCACAGUGUUUGAUUGAAACCCGCUGAAGUUAAUAGUAGUUCCAACGCAUUCAUGUUUUUUUCAUUCCACUGCCCUGCAUGUCAUGUUUUUACAUGCAAAAAAAAACAAAAAACAUACUGUGUGACACUAUUUUGUACAUUUUUCACAAACACUUCCCUCAGAAUCCUAAUUGUGAUGCUGUGGCACAUUUUUUGGACCCUGGUUGUCUCAGUCCACUGCUACCUAGUUAUAAAGUUAAACAGUAACUGAAGUUCUCAGCAGGUUUGUGAAAAGUCCCCAGCAGAAAAAAGCUUUUAUCCACAUCAUUAAAUAAUGCCUCCUUGCGUUAACAGCAUUUGAGCUUCGGUAAGCAUCAUUGCACUUCCAUCAGUACAAUAUACAUAGUUUAGGAUCACACUUUAAACAGUUUGAUUUACUUUUCUAUUUCAGUACAGUAAUAUUUGUUAUAUUUAUGUGAUUUAUAUACAGACUGUACAGCUCUGUUCAAAGCCUACAUAGCCAGCUUUCUUCUAAGGCAGCAAGUGACUGACUUGGACACCCUACAUAGGCAGCAACUCCUCUCAAUGUGCAGAACUAAUUGUUAAUGGGAGACAACUGGGAGAUGGAGUUAAUAGUUUUGUUUUAUACCUUUUCAGCUUCACAUUGCCAACAUACCUACAGUAUGCAGUCUUAAAUUUCAGUCUUGGUAGCCAACCUGCUAGGUUUUGUUGUCAUGUUUCCUUUGGAGGGCAGGGAGAAAAUGAAAUGCAGUGGCAUUAUGUCUGUCUAGUCAUUCUAUAUAGAGCCACUGGCAAAACUAAACAUUACAUUGUGUAAUUGCUUUGUUUAUAUGCAUGAAAGAGUGAUGUGAUCCAUUAUCCACACAUUUGGUGUCCCUCAUGGUUAAUUGUGGGGUCCAGCUGUGAUGAAGCUUGUUUAAUUCAUUAUCGCCCAGGAGUCCUCCACUUCCUGUUUAAACAAGUGUUCUACUUUAAUAACAUCACCCCCAAGACACACAUAAAAAUUAGGAAACGUAUCAUAAUAUGCAUUAUGCAUGGAGCCUUUCUUAAAUACUUCCUUGUAGAGCAUGGACGGGUGCAGGACUGUACCUGCUCCUGUCUCUCAUGACACUUAUUAGAUGCCUCCAAGGGUUUAUUGUGCUUGGUGGUCUCCGGUGAGCCCGCUAUUCUGUCCCAUCUAGUUCUCCAUGUCUAAUGAGGGCGUCUCUCCCUGUCUGUCUCUAUCUCUCUUUGUGUCUACCUCGAUCGGUCGCCCUGCCCCCUGUGAGGACGCCAGCGCCAUGGAGGGCCAAACAGAAGGAUGGUUGUGAGCGCAGUGAGGCAUCGGCUCUGUCUCCAGCUGCUGAAGAGGAGCCCUUCUCAUGGCCAGGGCCUAAAACAUUGCACCUACGCCGUACCUCUCACGGCUUUGGCUUCACGCUCCGUCACUUCAUCGUGUACCCACCUGAGUCAGCCGUGCAGUCCUCUCUCAAGGAUGAAGACAAUAGUAGCAGAGGGAGAACACGGAACAGACUGGAGCCGAUGGACACCAUCUUUGUCAAGCAGGUGAAAGAGGGCGGCCCUGCACACGGAGCUGGACUCUGCACAGGGGAUCGCAUUGUAAAAGUCAAUGGAGAAAGCAUCAUUGGAAAGACGUAUUCACAAGUAAUUGCACUUAUUCAGAACAGUGACAUGUCUCUGGAGCUCUGUGUGAUGCCAAAAGAUGAAGACAUUUUACAGCUGUUCUCCAGGGAUAUCACUGCUCUGGCCUAUUCUCAAGAUGCAUACCUCAAAGGAAACGAGGCAUAUAGCGGAAAUGCCCAGAACAUCCCUGAGCCACCCCCAAUAUGUUACCCACGGACAGAGCCCAAUGCCUUGGCCAUGGUACAGGUGUUAGAGCCUUCACGCUCUGCUGAGCCUUCUUGUGGAACCAGACAAGAAUUAAAUAAUUGCUACAAGCCUGACAUAGGUUGCCACAUUGAUAUCCCUGUAUCUCCCCCUACCGUAUCCCAAACUCCGCUGGUCCCCAACACCCAAACUGUUGUGCGUGUUUUUAAUGAGAAUGUUAGGACAAUGGUAGCAUCACCUGAAUCUACAGACCGAGUUACACAUGUGGCCUGGGCUGGUCCCAGCCACAGGAAGGAGGAGAACCAGUAUGUGGUUUCAACAGACCCAAGCUUUAACAGGUCCAGGGACCAUGUCACUUCAUCUCCAACUGGGGCAGCACAAUCACAACACAAACCCAACAGAACUGCAGAGUCCACUGGAUUCUCCAACCUUACCCCCAGAACUGCACAGACUUGCAUAGACACAAAGCCUUUAUCAUCCCACAGAUAUAACCUAACCACAACAGCAGAAACCUUCCCCUCAGCCACCUCUCCCACCCCUAACACACCCUCCCCUCCACCUGCCACCCCCUCCCCCUGCUCUCCCCCCCAGAACAUAGACUGGAGGAACUACACCACAUACAAGGAGUACACUGACAACAAACGGCUUUACAUGUACGGCUCCCGGACUAUUCAAGAGCGCCUGGACAGUCUGCGAGCUGCAUCCCCAUCCAGUACAGAUGAAUACAGCAAGCAGAAGAGUGCAUCAAGAACAGCUACGCCCUCACGGGGCUUUUCUGGAUCACAGCUGAGACGGAGGAGCGCCUCACAUGAUCGGAGUUAUCAGGUAUCCAGUGUGCUGCCGCUGCGUAGUGCCUCUCAGGAGAGGCUUGGUGGUGCCGAUCGGGCUUCUCUAGCACAGAAUUGGCCUCGUAGUGCUUCCCAGGAUGCCCUCCCAUCGGCCCCCAUAGGUAUUCCGAAACCCAGAGCGUAUUCUUGCGGCUACCUGAGCAGACAGAAUGAGAAUGCCCCAUCCAUUUUGGACAGACAGGCAUGCUGCAGAACUGAGACAGAUGAGUGGCUACUCGUGCACAGAGGGGACAAGGCAAGAGCAAGUAGACAGUCUUCUUCCUUACGCAUGGUGCCUCACAGAACACAGGGGGUAUUUAAUGCAGACAGACGAGGGGGUAGUUACCCAGGGUUGCCCAUCACCCCUCUCUGUAGUAGAGGUACAGAUUGUUUGCUCACUUCCAGAGCUGAAAGCCUGGGUAAUACCUCUGCACCUUCCAUAAAUAGACCCUCACUGCUAUCUGCGAAAAAUUAUGUCUCAGACCCUUCUACUGCUGCUGCUUCUUAUAUAGCUUCUGCCCUGGCCUCAAUACAAGGUCACAUCAGUGGUAGCUCCAGCACAGGCUUAGUCAAAGACCAAAGAACACCUCUCACUGCCAACCACAUGCCCCACAAUGCAAAGCAGUUGCAGCCCAGGGGGCGGGCUGACAGCCUUCAGGAGCAUGUCAAAGAGGUAGCUCGUGGAGGUCGCUCUUCUUCUUGUUCUGCCACCUCUAAACCCCAUAGAACAAAGCAGGGUGGAUCCAAGCCCAUAUUAACCAGUAACGGAACAGUUCCUCAGCAACAGGUGGAGGGUAUUGAGGGCCAAGAUGCCACUGUAGUUGUGGUUCGGAGGGAAAAGAAGUCUGGAUCUCAACCUAUCCGCCACCCUUCGUACAUUAUGGCAGUGAACGAGCUGGAGAGUGGGGUUGAACCACCUAGAGACUCCAACACAUGCUGGCUGCCCAACAAUACCCGACGAGAAAUGCACAUGAGGAAGCUAGGAGACCAGUGUAAAACCUCCUUCUCAAGCAACCUUGAUGACUCACUGGACUCCAUACCCUUCAUUGACGAGCCAUCAAGCUCCAGUAACGACCAUGACACCACACACAUUCCUGCAUCUGCCGUGAUUUCCAGCACACCUAUCAUCACCACCAUCCCACCCAGUCCAACUUCCCCUUCUCCUGUAAUACGCCGACAACUGUCCCACGACCAGGAUUCUUUACGACUCACAAUUCUGGAAUCAGAUUCUGGAGCUAAAUCAGAGCGUUCCAGAUCCUUCGAUGAGGGCUUGGAUAACUACAGAGAAGAAGAGAGAGGGCGGUCGAUUAAACACACGCAUGGAUUCAAGGGCCUUAGAAAGGCUGUUGACAGAUCUUCUGAGGACUCUACUUCAGAUGUCUUCACUGAUGCCACAAAGGAGGGUCCACUUCAUUUCCGGCAGCUCAACUCAGAUAAGGGAAAGCGUGUUAGCAGUGGCAUGCGGUCAUGGAAGCAGAUCUAUGCUGUGCUUCGUGGCCACUGCCUCUACCUAUACAAGGACAAGAGGGACGGACAAACCAACGCCAACUCCCAGAUUGAAGAAGAGCCUCUGCCAAUCAGCAUCAAAGCCUGUCUGAUUGACAUCUCCUACAGCGACACAAAGCGGAAGAACGUCCUUCGGCUGACAACAUCAGACUGUGAAUACCUGUUCCAGGCGGAAGAUCGUGAGGAAAUGCUGUCCUGGAUCCGAGUCAUUCAAGAGAACAGCAAUUUGGAUGAAGAGAAUGCAACUGUAACUAGCACAGACCUCAUCAACCGGAAAAUAAAGGAGUACAACAUUCUAAUGAGUCCACCAAUCAGUAAGACAGAAACCUCACCCAGGGCGUCCCGACAGUCCCUGAGCAUCAGGCAGACGUUACUGGGUGGUAAAGGGGAGAAUAAAGCCACAAGCCCUCACUCACCAAACAAGGACCACGACAGGAAAGCCAUGCAUAAAGACGAAACCAGCCCACCCAAGGAUAAGGGCACAUGGCGGAAGGGCAUCCCUGGACUGAUGAGAAAGCCAUUUGAGAAGAAAUCAUCUCAUGGAAUCACAUUUGGAGUAAGACUAGAUGACUGUCCUCCAGCUCAGACCAACAGAUUUGUUCCUCUGAUAGUUGAAGUGUGCUGUAAGCUGGUGGAAGAACGGGGACUGGAAUACACUGGCAUUUACAGAGUGCCAGGAAAUAAUUCCGCCAUCUCCAUCAUGCAGGAAGAGCUCAAUAACAAGGGCAUGGGCGACAUCGAUAUUCAGGAUGAUAAAUGGAAGGACUUGAAUGUGAUCAGCAGUUUACUCAAAUCCUUCUUCAGAAAACUUCCUGAACCUCUCUUCACUAACGAGAAGUAUGCAGACUUUAUUGAUGCCAACAGAAUAGAGGAUCCUAUAGAGAGACUCAAAGUGCUCAAAAGACUGCUUCAUGAGUUGCCUGAUCAUCAUUACGAAACACUGAAGUUCCUCUCCGCCCAUCUCAAAACUGUGGCUGAAAACUCGGAAAAGAACAAGAUGGAGCCGCGGAAUCUGGCCAUUGUGUUUGGCCCAACGUUGGUGAGAACAUCUGAAGACAAUAUGACUCACAUGGUGACACAUAUGCCAGACCAGUACAAGAUUGUUGAAACACUCAUUCAGCAUUACGACUGGUUCUUCACUGAGGAGGGUGAAAAGGAGCCUACGACAACGGUCCAGGAGGAGAGUGCUGUUGAGUCUCAGCCUGUGCCUAACAUUGACCACCUGCUGACCAAUAUCGGCCGGACGGGCACCUCUCCAGGGGAAGUGUCAGAUUCACCAACCAGUGACUCUGCUAAAUCUAAGGGGUCCUGGGGAUCAGGGAAGGACCACUGCAGCCGAGAGUUCCUUCAGCCACGAGUCUCCUCCAUUUUUGCUGUGGCCAACCGCAAACGAAAGAAGCACAAGGAGAAGCUGCAACCCAGCAGCUCUGAUGAUGACUUUGAUAUCAUGUUCACCAAGAAAGAUAGUCCAAGUCAAAAGCAGAACCGCCAAAGUCAGGAGGAGGUGGCAGGCAGGUCAAGUCCAUGCGGAAAAUCGCUUGUUAGAGAGAAGAAGAACAGCAUAAGUGCAGAGCCCACCCCGAAGAACAAGAAGGAGCACAGAAACUCUUUCUUUAUGAAAGACAAACCCUCUUCGGUUCUCUCACCCUCGCCCAAGCUCUCAUGCUCACCUGGUUUCAACCGUCGCACCACCAGAUCCACCCUCUCAGAUCCUUCCUCACAGUUAGAUGAGACCACCUCAGACUUGGGCACCAUGAGCUCUCGAGCCUCUGUCCCCAGAACCAGACCUCGGAAAUGGGGCACAACAUCACCGGCCCCUGAGCAAUUACCCAUUCCUGGAGGGGCUUCACUAACUGCAGAGGUGAGCUCUAUUACGUCGGACUACUCAACCACUUCCUCUACCACCUUUCUGACAGGAGUGGAGUCCAUCACAUUUAGUCCAGAGGUGCAGUCUGUGGCAGAAAGCCGGGGAGGAGACGAGGCAGAUGACGAGUGCAGUGAGCUCAUCAGUGAGGGGCGGCUGAUGGAAACUGACAGUGAGAGUGACUUCCCAAUGUUUAGCCCUGGCAUCGCUGGACUAGACAUACCAACCACAGAAGAUGGUGGCAACAGUAAACCCAAACUAUCUUGCCACUUGCUGCCCUCCCAUAAGCUGAAAGAAUGCAACUCCCUGUCCAGGAGGCAAUCCCCGCGUCAAAAGAUGGACAGUGAUUCAUCUGUGGAGGCAGGCGCUGGUGGUGGCAAUCAAGGGGUCAGCAAGAAUGAAUCAAAUAGACUGUCUCGAGUCCUGGAGGUGAUGAAGAGAGGCUGUUCCACCGGCAGCCUGAGUGCCUCAUUACGUACCGAAUCGGACCGCGCUGAGCCAGCAUGGCAUCUUAAAAUCACAGAGAGACUCAAGUUCCGUCUACGUGCCUCUGCUGAUGACAUGUUCGGUGUUGGCACUCAAAAGGCCCGCUCUACGGAGACGCGUGGUAAGAAAAAGGGCAUCCGCCGACGGCAUACUAUGGGUGGCCAGCGGGAUUUUGCUGAACUAGAUGUCAUUCAUGACUGGAGGGAACAGGGCGGGGUGGACCAAGGUGCUGAACUGUCUGCUGUGGAGCGCCUCAAACCUAAGUGUGACUCUCAGGACAUGUCUGUCCGGGACUGGACUACUGGUGAGCAUCGUCAAACUGAGGGCUCCAAGGCCUGUCUAGAGUUGAAAGGUCAAGAUGGUUUAGAGACAGCAGAAAUUGAAGAGACCCAUGCAGAGAGUGCUGAGAGACUGUCUUCCUCUGCCUCUCCAUGUCCCCACUCCAGCUCCGAACAAGUGAACGGAGGCGCGUCAAAGGGCAGAUCCAGAAACAGUCUGAAUUUUGGAACUGAUGCUCAUCCACAAAAAUUGUCAGGAGCCCAAGUGGUGCGCUCACGAUUCUACCAAUAUCUUUAAAAGAAAAGAAUAAAUCUGCACGUGUGUAAAAAUGUCAUAAUGUGUGUGUAAAGGCCUGUUCAAGGUGAAUGUUUGGUGUGAAAAUUCUGUGCAUUUUCAUGUUUCACAGACUAAAAAAAUUAUUAAUGCAUCUGUUUAGACCCACGUGAACAUUUGCAUGCCAUCCAUGCGACAAAUCUCUUUUCCAUCACACUGUGAAGAAAACUGGCCAACCAGUAAGAUUUGCGCUUUUUGGCCUAUAGCCGCCGUUACAUAAAGCAACUUGGUGGAGCUAUUUUGCUAAAUGGCAGUGAAUAGUAGAUUCCACAACCAGCUCUAUUGUCUCUGUACUCUUUUAUUUGGUUUUGUUGGAUAAGCACCACAGCGAAUACAAAAAUCUAAAGGGCUGUUUCAGAUCUUGUAAAUAGUAUUUGAUUUUCUUUCACUGACAACCAGGUGUUAGAAAAGUUGUACAGCGCUUUGUGUAUCGGGGUCACCAGGCUGACCAGGGUAUUUCUGCUUUCUGUAAGCGCCUGUCAGAGAGUGCAUUUGCAUAUUCAUCUCUGCAGUUUUUAUGUACUGGUCUGAAAAUACAAGUUGUAUGUGAAAAUUAGGAUGAAUUUUCUUACCGAACAUGUCUGUUGGGGUGAACAGGUCUUAAAUUGAAUGAAUGUACUUCGAGCUAAGGUUACUCCACCCUUAUUUUCCAUCCCCAUGUCCUUUUUGAAACAAAACAUCUAUAAAUAUGAAUAUAUAAUAAGAAUAUAAAUUGUAUAUAUCUAUAUGUAUAGGCUUAGUAAUUUUUAACAUUUUUGAGUUAUCUGACUCAUUGUUUUUGGAUCAGUACUGGAGAUGUUUUCUUGAAAGCUAGUAAUAUAUGCAUGACGGUGAAGUGGCCUGAUAUUCAGAGGCUGAACAAUACCAGUGUUUACUCACUGCCUCUGCUGCUGUGACAGCACAAUUUUUCUGACUUGGACAGACAUGCAUUUGCCAAACUGUUACUGAAGGAUACUAAUAUCAAAGGAAAAGAAAAGUCAUCUUGUCCAAGGUUAGGACAAAUUAAAAAAAAAAAAGAAAAAAGAAAGAAAAGAAAACUCCUGAUGUUACUCAUAUGAAGAAUGUAAUAUGCUUGCUGUUAUAUUGACUGACACAUAAAUUGCUUUUUCAUUUGUGAAAAAUGUAAAUAAUGUCUGUACUUGAAGUAUUUUUUUAUUAUUAUUGUUAUUAAUUAUUAUUAUUAUUCUGAAGGUUAGCCUUGAUAUGGGCUGUUUUCUGAGCUGUGUGCUGUGGAAAUCCCUUUUACAGUGCAUCAUAACAGCCAGACAUAAAUGUGGAAGAAGAAUGAAAUCGUUUUAUAUUUCUACAGGAUUGCGAAAGUAAGUGCUAAAUUGAAAGCACCAGAGCCUGAACAUCUGUAGCAGUACCAGGCUUAAUGGUAUUGUCAUGUUGAACCAUUUUAAUCCAAAGUACAACCUAACAGCAAAUAAGUCAUAAAAUCACAAGGAAUAUUAUUUCCUUACAAAAAAGUGCCUCUCAACUGGUUCUGGUGACAGGAAAGGUGCCAUUUCUUAAUUUUGUUGUUUGUUAAUAUGGAAUAUGUAUUGUGAAUGAAUGACUGAAUUUUAUCAGAAAAAAAAAGAAAAAUAAAUUUUUAUACAAAAUGAUGCAAAAGCA
Molecule: messenger RNA, 9086 nt
Organism: Cyprinus carpio (common carp)
Lineage: Eukaryota; Metazoa; Chordata; Actinopteri; Cypriniformes; Cyprinidae
Product: rho GTPase-activating protein 21-like
Exons: 25
Coding region: 1542-7433 (1963 amino acids)
Biological process (GO): signal transduction
Molecular function (GO): protein binding; phospholipid binding
Source: RefSeq, a predicted model, not a curated record